UGUUUCAAUCUAAAUAUCUAACAUCCCUUCGAUAAAACUGUCUGACUGAUUAGGACAUUUUGCUCGUCGAUUUUAAAUUGAACUUUUGUAAUCACUCGUAAUCUCUUCCGUUUAGAUCUGGCAAUAUCGAAUAUCGCGAAUCAACGAUUUCGUGUUUAUCUUAUCUGACAAAUUCUCGUGUAUUCUAACCAGGUAGCGAAGAUUAGACCAGAGUCGAUAUCCACAUUCGCGAUUAACAAUGCCGAAAUGAAAUAACCGAACUGAUUUUGUGUUUCUUUCGAUUUGGAAUAUCGUAGGUGUUCAAGUGUCACAGGAUCGCGGAAACAUGGGCGCGGAAACAGUCGACACCGGUGGUGUCUUUAGAAAGACCGGCACGAGACCGGAAGUCCUCAAGCACGACCGGAAAUUGCCUGGGAAUAUGGAACGCGGUCUGCACGAGCGCGACCGAGUCGGCGUUCAGGACUUCGUUCUGCUGGAAGACUUUUGCAGCGAAUCCGCCUUUAUCAAUAAUCUACGCAAACGAUUCAAGGAGGAUCUCAUUUACACGUACAUUGGCCAGGUAUUGGUGUCGGUGAAUCCUUAUAAAAAACUGCCUAUUUAUACUCCGGAGACCAUCCUAUACUAUCACGGAAGAAACUUUUUCGAAGCAGCGCCUCACAUUUUUGCUCUUGCGGACACCGCCUAUCAGUCCUUGUCGAAAGAGAACUGUGAUCAAUGCAUUUUGAUUUCAGGCGAGUCGGGAUCUGGAAAAACGGAGGCGUCCAAAAAGAUUUUAGAAUUUAUCGCGGCUGCCACUGGGCAUAAAAAACAGGUGGAAGAAGUGAACGACAAAUUGAUCGGCAGCAAUCCCGUGCUGGAGGCUUUCGGUAAUGCGAAGACUAAUCGCAAUGACAAUUCAUCCCGCUUUGGAAAAUACAUGGAUGUUCAAUUCAAUUUCCAGGGAAACCCAAUUGGUGGAAAUAUUCUAAACUAUUUGUUGGAGAAAUCUCGAGUAGUUCAUCAAUCAGUUGGUGAGAGGAAUUUUCAUAUCUUCUAUCAGCUUUUGGCAGGCGCGGAUGAUGAUACAUUGAGAAAAUUGUUUUUGAAAAGAAAUCUCGAUACUUUUUUCUACUUGAGCAACGGAACAAAAGGGACAAUAGAUACCAUUGACGAUGCUAAUCAGUACAAAGAAGUCGUUCGUGCGAUGAGGACCAUGGAAAUGUUUCAGCAGGAACAAAAUGAUCUGUUCGCCAUAGUUGCAUCGGUGUUGCAUAUGGGUAAUGUGGGUUUCUCAGAGGAGGAUGGUACAGCAACCAUUCUGAAACCUGCAUCUGUCGAUGCCGUUGCCGCGUUGCUAGGAUGCGACGUGAAGCGACUGGCAAAGGCGUUUACUCAUCGUACCAUAGAUGCUCAUGGUGACGUAGUAGUUUCACCUUUAAAUAGGGAAUUGGCUAUUUAUGCGAGAGAUGCGCUGGCGAAGGCCGUGUAUGACAGAUUAUUCACCUGGCUCGUGACUAGACUUAACAAGUCUUUACAGCCUCAGAUUAAUCCUCAACGCACAAUAGUCAUGGGCAUUUUAGACAUUUACGGUUUUGAAAUUUUCCAAAAAAACAGUUUUGAACAAUUCUGUAUUAACUUUUGCAAUGAGAAAUUACAACAAUUGUUUAUCCAAUUGACACUGAAAUCAGAGCAGGAGGAAUACUUGCGCGAAGGAAUAACUUGGGAGAAUGUAGAGUAUUUUAAUAACAAAAUUAUCUGCGAUCUAAUCGAAGAGAAGUAUAAAGGAAUAAUAUCAUUAAUGGAUGAGGAGUGUCUGCGACCUGGUGAACCGACGGACAUGAGUUUCCUAGAAAAAUUGAAUGUAAAUUUGAAUAAUCAUCCUCAUUACAUCAGUCAUCAAAAGGCUGAUAUACAAACGCAGAAGAUCAUGGGACGAGAUGAAUUUAGAUUGGUGCAUUACGCCGGCAAUGUUACGUAUAACGUACGCGGAUUUCUCGAGAAAAAUAAUGAUCUAUUGUUCCGAGAUUUACGUGAAGUUAUGUCUCAUACAACGAAUUCCAUCACAAAGAGUGUAUUCGACGUGAAAGAUUUAACUAGUAAAAAACGCCCAGAUACUGCCAUAACGCAAUUUAAAAAUAGUUUGAAUAAUCUGGUUGAAAUCCUCAUGGGCAAAGAACCCUCUUAUAUUCGUUGCAUCAAACCCAAUGAUUUUAAAAUGCCUAAUCAAUUUAACGAAAAAAUUGUGUUGCAUCAAGUGAAAUACUUGGGUCUGAUGGAAAAUCUGCGAGUGAGACGCGCCGGUUUUGCUUAUCGAAGACCAUACGAACAAUUCUUGCAACGUUACAAGUGCCUUUGCGCGGAAACUUGGCCGAAUUAUCACGGACCAGCCAAGGAAGGAGUGCAGACGCUCGUCUGUUAUCUCGGUUACGAACGCAAUGAAUAUAGGAUGGGAAAUACAAAAUUAUUCAUCCGAUUUCCCAAGACGUUAUUCUAUACGGAGGACGCGUUCCAAAUAAAGAAACACGAGGUAGCCGCUAUUAUCCAGAGCAAGUGGAAAGGUAUAUUAAUGAGGAGGAAAUAUUUAGAGAUGCGCGAAUCGGCGAUUGUCUUCCAGAAAUACAUUCGCAGAUGGCUCGCGAAACGCCAAGCGAGAAAACGACGACAGGCAGUUGUCACUCUCCGCAGAUUUAUCGAAGGUUUUAUCACCCGCGAGGGACCACCUACAGAGAUUAAUAAGGCAUUUAUCGAAUUGGCGAAAUCGCAAUGGCUCAUCAGACUUUCAAAAACAUUACCACCGGGGAUCUUAAAUAAAUACUGGCCACCGUGUCCAUAUUCUUGCCAAGAGGCGUCAGAGCAUUUGCACGUAAUGCACAGGCGAUGGAAAGCCCGUCAUUAUCGAAUGGCAUUGAGCAAAGAGGAUAAAGAACACUUCGAGCUAAAGAUUCUCGCGGAAUCUCUGUUCAAGGACAAGAAAAAGUCUUACACAAAAAGCAUAGGUCCAAGAUUUGUAACCGAUCGUCUUGGAGAAGAGCACAAAACACUGCGACAGAGCUUUAUUAACAACAUUUUGCCUUCUGGAGAAAGUAUAAAAUACGUCACUCCUGUCAUUAAAUAUGAUCGGCAUGGAUAUAAACCACGCGAGAGAGUGCUUAUUUUAACAGAAAAUGCUGUGUAUAUCUUCGACACGCUUAAAACCAUCAAACUUAAGCAUCGCUUGCCCUACAAGGCUAUCGAGGAAUUGGUCGUCACUGGGGAAUCGGAUAAUUUACUCAUUGUUAGGAUACCACCUGAAUUGAAAAAGGAUAAGGGUGAUUUGAUCUUAGAAGUUCCACAUUUAAUAGAAGCUUUAACGAAAGCGAUUCAUAUCACCAGUAAUCCAAACAUUCUUAAGAUCGUUAAUACUGAAUCUGUGUCCCACAAACUAGUCAGUGGUAAGGAAGGAGUUAUUGAAGUUAGGACCGGAGCCACUCCGGCGAUCAGUAAAAAUCGACAGAGUGGCCACUUAUUAGUGGUCGCUUCUCCGUGAAAUGAUCUCUCGAGGACCGGUAGAACCCGGUAUUUAUGAUGCCUGCUGGCAGCCUUAAUGCAAUGUGAUUUAGAAAAUACGCAACAGAAUAUUAAGAAGAAAUAAUAUAUGAUAUUUAAAUGUAUUUUUAAGCUCUAACGAUUUUUUAUUUUAUUGCAAUAAGAUGAUGAAACGACAUACAUAGAUCUUUCGUUCUGACGUAUAGAUUACGUCAAAUUAUUGAUAUAAAUACGAAAGGCAUAGAGUGCUAUAAGGUCUCAUGUAUAUUUCCUUGUAAAUUAGAUAAUAUUACUAAGGAAUAUUUAUUCUGAUAGAAAGAUGAAAGCGAUUCAAAUUGGUUUGUCAAUAACUUAUAAACGUUACCUAGACAUAAGUUAAAUUUCAUUUAAGUGAAUACAAUAAAUAUAGAAAAA
Pogonomyrmex barbatus (red harvester ant) is the source of this 3918-nucleotide messenger RNA. It is a transcript of the gene Myo61F, whose product is annotated as unconventional myosin 61F. The record is from RefSeq and is a predicted model, not a curated record. Lineage: Eukaryota; Metazoa; Arthropoda; Insecta; Hymenoptera; Formicidae. Gene Ontology annotation, cellular component: microvillus; myosin complex; plasma membrane. Gene Ontology annotation, molecular function: microfilament motor activity; ATP binding; actin filament binding. Gene Ontology annotation, biological process: actin filament organization; endocytosis; actin filament-based movement.